AUGUUUGCUAACAAGAAGCACUUCACCAGUGCCAUUGUUGGGGCACUGAUUGCACUCUCCAUCAUUGCCCUUGUUCUCAGCCUGGUGAGGAUUGAAGAUGUCACCCUGCCACCCACAGUCAAGUAUGGGAUGGUGUUUGACGCAGGCUCAUCCCACACCUCCCUGUUUGUCUACGAGUGGGAUUCAGACAAGGAGAACGACACCGGCGUGGUCAGCCAGAACUUGUCCUGUGAUGUCCAGGGGCAAGGCAUAUCAAGCUAUGCCAAUGAUCCCCCGAAAGCUGGUGAUUCCCUAAGGGAGUGCCUGGAUAAAGCCAUGAAGGUUGUUCCUGCUGGAAAACAGAGGGAUGUCCCAGCUUAUCUUGGAGCAACAGCAGGCAUGAGGCUACUGAGGGAACAGAACAGCUCAGCAGCAGAUCAAGUCCUGGCUGAAGUUACUAAGACCAUGCAAGAGUACCCCAUGGCUUUCAAAGGGGCUCAGAUCCUUACAGGAGAGGAGGAGGGGGCUUAUGGCUGGAUCACCAUCAACUACCUCCUAGAGUCCUUCACUAAGUACUCCCCCAAAGCACACGCGUGGGUUCGUCCAGAGGCAGCCAACAUUUUUGGGGCACUGGAUCUUGGAGGAGCAUCCACUCAGAUCAGCUUUAUGCCUGAAAAUUCAGUCAUGAAUUGGAACGAAACCUCCAAGUUCACAUUGUAUGGGUAUAGCUACAACAUCUACACACACAGCUACCUCUGCUACGGACAGAAUGAGAUGCUGAAGCGACUGGCAAAGGAAUUAAUUGUGGAGUCAUCCUCCAGCACGCAAGUCGAUCACCCUUGCUACCCAAAAGACUACAAUGAAACCAUCUCGCUGUCUUCCUUCCGCACCAGUCCCUGCACGAACCAGAGUGACCCACGCCUGAUCCUCGGUGACAGGAACGUGACCCUGGAGGGCAGGGGCAAUGCCAGUGGGUGCCUGGCUGCCAUCAAGAAGCUGUUCAACUUCUCGGCAUGUGGCCAGCGCCAGGACUGCACCUUUGACAGCGUCUACCAGCCCCCGGUCAGAGGGCAGUUCAUUGCCUUCUCUGCCUUUUACUAUAACUUCAAGUUUCUCAACCUGACCAAAGGGCAAUCGCUGGCCACUGUCAGGGAGACCAUCGAGCAUUUCUGUGCAAGAAGCUGGGAAAAUCUGUCUUCUAGCUACCCUAAAGAGAAUCCUGAACGACUGCCUAAAUACUGCGCCAAUGCCAACUACAUCCUCACACUCCUCCUCGAUGCCUACAAGUUCAAUGAGACCAGCUGGAACAACAUCUUCUUUCAGAUGAAGGCAGGGAGUGCCGAUGUCGGCUGGACACUGGGCUACAUGCUGAACCUCACCAACAUGAUCCCAGCAGAGCCUCCAGCACGGGUGAAGGGGCACAUUCCUUCCCUGUGGGCUGCGGCCAUCACCUUCAUCAUCCUCACCCUUGCCUUGGGGCUUGCUGCCCUGCUCCUGCUCUUGUGGGUGUAG
This is a messenger RNA of Athene cunicularia (burrowing owl), 1491 nucleotides long. RefSeq names its product ectonucleoside triphosphate diphosphohydrolase 8-like. Bases 1 to 1491 code for a protein of 496 amino acids. The record is from RefSeq and is a predicted model, not a curated record. Gene Ontology annotation, molecular function: GDP phosphatase activity; UDP phosphatase activity. Gene Ontology annotation, cellular component: plasma membrane. Gene Ontology annotation, biological process: nucleoside diphosphate catabolic process. Lineage: Eukaryota; Metazoa; Chordata; Aves; Strigiformes; Strigidae. The transcript is spliced from 9 exons.